UCCCUUUCUCUUCACAGUCCUUUACUUUCUUUCGGCAGAAAUGGCUUCUUUUCUCACUGUCCUAUGCCUAUCUUCCUUUUUCUUCCCCUCUGUUAUCAUGGGUGCUCCACCAAGGACACCCAUAGAUGUGCCAUUUCAAAGGAACUACAUGCCCACAUGGGCCUUUGAUCACAUCAAAUACUUCAACGGUGGUACUGAAGUCCAACUCACUUUGGAUAAAUACACAGGGACUGGAUUUCAAUCCAAGGGCUCUUAUCUGUUUGGCCACUUCAGCAUGAGAAUAAAGAUGGUACCAGGAGAUUCAGCUGGAACAGUAACUGCAUACUAUCUUUCUUCUCAGAACUCAGAGCAUGAUGAGAUAGACUUCGAGUUCUUGGGCAACAGGACCAAUCAGCCCUACAUUCUACAGACCAAUGUCUUUACAGGAGGGAAAGGAGAUAGAGAACAGAGGAUUUUUCUGUGGUUUGAUCCUACAAAAGACUACCAUUCCUACUCAAUCCUGUGGAACAUGUAUCAGAUAGUAUUCUUUGUAGAUGACGUCCCCAUCAGAGUAUUCAAGAACUGCAAGGACUUGGGCGUCAGAUUCCCAUUCAAUCAGCCCAUGAAGCUGUACUCGAGCCUGUGGAACGCUGAUGACUGGGCCACGAGAGGUGGGCUCGAGAAGACUGACUGGAGCAAGGCCCCAUUCGUCGCGUCGUACAGAGGCUUCCACAUCGACGGCUGUGAGGCGUCGGUGAGGGCCACUUUCUGUGCCACGCAGGGCAAGCGGUGGUGGGACCAGAAGGAGUUCCAGGACCUUGAUGGGCUGCAGUACAGCAAGCUGAGCUGGGUCCGCCAGAAGUACACCAUAUACAACUAUUGUACCGACAGGUCUAGGAUCCAUACAAUGCCGCCUGAAUGCCAGAGGGACAGAGAUGUAUAGGCCCCACUUAAGAGACUGUGGGUGUGGCCCCCACCUCUUAUUGUCUUUUAGUAUAUGAUUCAAUGGAAUAUUAUGGCCUGUUCUGAGUUUGGUACACCUUAGAGUGUUAGCAGUGCCCAGUACAUGCGUGCCCAUCCAGACCGUCCAAAUUGUGGCCCCAUAAAAAAAUCACUUUCUUUGGACAAUCUUACCAGCCGAUUUUUUAUGUUCAAUUUGGACUGUUGAAAAUUUGGUUGGAUGGUGAGGAUCAUCUAAGAUGGGUCCCAGGGUAUGGAUGUUACGGAUUGAUGCGCAUGUAUGAUGUGCUGCGGCUCCCUUACGUGUGCCAAGCUCAAAUUAUAGUCUUACCUCCCGUGGGUCGUAUUUAUUUAUUUUUCUUUUAUUAUGUUUUAUCAUCGGUUUGGAUUGUCAUUCUAGUGUUGUAUGGUCGGAUAUUAUAGAUUUUUAUAAGAUUAUUGUGGGGUAUUUAUUUUUA
This is a messenger RNA of Magnolia sinica, 1397 nucleotides long. RefSeq names its product xyloglucan endotransglucosylase protein 2-like. Gene Ontology annotation, biological process: cell wall biogenesis; xyloglucan metabolic process. Gene Ontology annotation, molecular function: hydrolase activity, hydrolyzing O-glycosyl compounds; xyloglucan:xyloglucosyl transferase activity. The coding region runs from base 41 to 922 and encodes 293 amino acids. The transcript has 4 exons. The record is from RefSeq and is a predicted model, not a curated record. Gene Ontology annotation, cellular component: cell wall; apoplast. NCBI's taxonomy places the organism in Eukaryota, Viridiplantae, Streptophyta, Magnoliopsida, Magnoliales, Magnoliaceae.